AGCAAAACCCUAAAUUCACAAAUCAUUUGUGAGAUUUUCUGAACUAGUGUUUGUAUUUUUUUUCUUUGUAAUUGUAGAAUUUUUGGAAAAAUUCUGUGUUAAUUUCAAAGUUUUCUGUGUUCUUAACAAUGGUGCAGAUUUGAGCUUACAGUACUGCGAUUUUCUCGGGGAAGAAGCUAAACUGUUCCAAAUUUUCAAUUCCAUUUCUGGGUCUUCAUUUUUCUACAAAUUCAUACCCAAAAAAUAGUGUUUUUUGAAGUUGACUCGUGAUUUUAAAAUUUUCUUCACCUAAAUCUGUUUUUUGAAGUUAAUUUUUACCCCUUUUGAAAAAUUUCAUAUUUUUGGGCUGAUUUAGUUGUGAAAACGUUUGAAUCUUCAAUGGGUAGGGUUUAAGAAAAAUUAAAAGGUUUUGGGGUGUUUAAGUUUUCUUUGAUUUGCAUAAAAAUGGAGGAAAGAGAGAAUUUUGGUGGUGGGAAUGCAGUGGUGGGUGGUGAGGUCCCAGUGAGCUUCCACGUGGCACCAAGGAUUGAAAACAACUUGGAUUUUUCCAUGGCAACGGUUCCGGCAUCGUCGCCGGCGAUGAAGAAGAAGAGGGGUAGACCAAGGAAGUAUGGACCGGAUGGCAAGGCUGUUCCGGGGGCUGUGACGGCGCUUUCACCGAUGCCGAUUUCAUCGUCGAUUCCGUUGACCGGUGAAUUCUCUGGUUGGAAAAGGGGUAGAGGGAGACCUGUUGAAUCUAUCAAGAAGUCAUCAUUGUUUAAGUAUGAUUUUGAAAGUCCAAUAGGACCAGGUAUAGGUGAAGGAAUUGGUUACUCUGUAGGUGCAAAUUUCACGGCUUAUGUGCUAACAGUGAAUUCUGGCGAGGAUGUUACUAUGAAAAUCAUGUCAUCCCAACAAGGAUCGCGUGCUAUAUGCAUUCUCUCUGCAACUGGCACAAUUUCAAAUGUUACACUUCGUCAACCGUCUUCUUCAGGGGGUACUUUAACAUAUGAGGGACGAUUUGAGAUUCUUUCCUUGUCUGGGUCCUUUAUGCCAACCGAUAAUGGAAUUACAAGAAGCAGAUCUGGUGGGAUGAGUGUCUCUUUGGCAGGUCCAGAUGGUCGAGUAUUGGGUGGUGGACUUGCUGGUCUGCUUAUAGCCUCUGGUCCUGUGCAGGUUGUUGUGGGGAGUUUUCUUCCUGGUCACCAUCUGGAACACAAGAACAAGAAGCAAAGGGUGGAGCAUAAUAUAUCAACUACAAUCACUCAUAACCCUACUACAAUCACUCAUAACCCUACUAUAAUCACUCAUAACCCUACUACACAUGUUAAUCAUCAUAUGCCAAAUGAGGAAAUAAAAUUAAGUUUUGGUGGAGUGAAGCCUAUUAUGACACCUGUUGCCUUUCAUGGAGAGAAUAUCGUUUCUUUCAACAACAACAAUGUUCAAGACUCUAGAAACUCAUCUGCUGAUGACAGAGAUCCUUUACCUGAAAAGGAAUCUAACCAAAGCCAAUCAACUGCUUGAUGAUGCAACAUAUUCACUGUGAAUUAUUUGGUGUUCUGCAGAAUCAACCUCAUUUAGGCACACUCAUGCUGUCAAAAUUUAACUUACCAAGGAGAGAGAGUGUCAAAAGUUGCAAUCUUUAGUGGUAGGUGUUAGUUGGGAAAUGUGUUUGUUAGUUAUCCAUGUGGUUGUUUUUUCCUCUGAUGUAUCUCUAGUGUUGUUUACUGAUUAUUGUAGUAAUUAGAUGAUGUAGGAUACAUGUUGUGCUAUUAUUUUUGUCCUUGUUUACAUUUUAUAUAUGGAUAUGUUAUAAUUAUUAAGUGUGAGUGGAUGUGAUGUGAACUGGAACUUCAAAAAAUUUAUUCUGUUGUGAAAGAAGAAUUUGCAUAUCA
Messenger RNA from Cicer arietinum (chickpea), 1874 nucleotides. Its product is annotated as AT-hook motif nuclear-localized protein 7-like. NCBI's taxonomy places the organism in Eukaryota, Viridiplantae, Streptophyta, Magnoliopsida, Fabales, Fabaceae. Gene Ontology annotation, molecular function: minor groove of adenine-thymine-rich DNA binding. The record is from RefSeq and is a predicted model, not a curated record.